Molecule: messenger RNA, 234 nt
Organism: Arabis nemorensis
Lineage: Eukaryota; Viridiplantae; Streptophyta; Magnoliopsida; Brassicales; Brassicaceae
Source: the annotation of a GenBank genome assembly
AUGAAAAUGCUAAAAGAGACUCUACUGACGAAGUCUGAUCUGCUAGAGUUUGCAUUCAAGGAGAAAGAAACCCUCCAAAAAAAGAUGGAAACUCCAAAGGAAGAAAAAGAGGAAGCAAAAUUUACUUGUUGUUUCGAAUACGAAGGAGCAUAUGGAAACAAUAAUGAAACCAUUUUGGUUAAUGGAUUAGACAAUGUGCAAGAUCAAUACAAUCUGAUAACAGAGAAACAAUAA